AUGCCCGCGGACUAUGAGUCCACCGCACGGGCAUUGGCGCUCUCAACCUCGCCGCCAGAGCCGCUCGGAGAUUCUCCCGACGAUGAGGAGCAGCCCAUCUGGAGUCGGUCGGGCCGGCGCGACUCGUCGGCGCGCUGGUCGGGCGAGCGGGCCACCAGUUUUCGCGACCGCAUGGUCGAUCAAGUGAAACAGGUGUAUCGGGGACUGUAUGGUCGAUAUGAGCAGUUGACGCGAUGGCAGAAGGUUGGUUUCUAUGCCGCAUCGCUCGGAGCCGCGGCAUUGGGCGUUGGACUCAUGGUCUUGACGGGCAAGCUGUUCAUCUGGCUGGGCCCCGUCGCGGAAAAAUGGGAGACGUCGUGGCUCGUCGCGUUUGUGCUGUGGACCUGUAUCUUCUUCAUCUCAUUCCCUCCCCUGGUGGGCUGGUCGACAUUGGGAACAGUCGCCGGGUUUAUCUUUGGCUGGUGGAAAGGAUGGAUCGUAUACGCCACCGCGACCAUUAUCGGAUCGACCGUUUCAUUUUAUGUCUCGCGCACCGUGCUCUCGAAAUUUGUGAAUCGCCUGAUGAAACGCGACAAGAGAUUUGCAGCGCUGUCGCUGACGCUCAAGUAUGACGGGCUGAAGCUCCUCUGCAUGAUUCGCCUCUGCCCAUUGCCCUAUUCGAUCUGCAACGGGGCCGUGUCUACCUUUCCCACGGUACAGCCUUUGAAGUAUGGGCUGGCCACUGCCAUCAUCUCCCCGAAACUCUUGGUUCCUGCAUUCAUUGGAAGCCGCCUGCGCCUGCUGUCGGAGAAGGGUGAGGAGAUGAGUGCGGGCACCAAGGCCAUCAACAUCAUCAGUAUCAUUGUGACGGUCUGUGUUGGAGGGUUCACGGGUUAUUACAUCUACAACAGGACUUUGGCUCGUGCGAAAGAACUCGAGGCCAAAGAGCGCGCCGAUAUCCGGGAGUCCCUUCAGGCCGACCAUGCCGCGCAUCGGCCUCACCGCCGGUUCUCUGAUGAUGAUGAUGUGAAUGCGGCUGCCACCAUGCUCGCGCGCGAUGAGGAGGAACGCAUCGGCUUCGACGAUCUAGAAGAUGACCAUGUUGAUCUGGACCUGGAAGAUGAUAGCGACAAUAAUUCUGCGGGUCGGUGGAACAAGCAGAUGAACCGACGGUCCUACCAUGAUGAGUUUACGGAUAAUGACUCCGAUGACUUCCCAGGCGAGGGCGAUGAUGCCUAUGGGCUGCACAGCCAUGUGGGUCGCGAAGCAUGA
Penicillium canariense is the source of this 1251-nucleotide messenger RNA. RefSeq names its product TVP38/TMEM64 family protein. Gene Ontology annotation, cellular component: Golgi membrane. The record is from RefSeq and is a predicted model, not a curated record. Gene Ontology annotation, biological process: vesicle-mediated transport; mitotic spindle elongation. Bases 1 to 1251 code for a protein of 416 amino acids. The transcript has 3 exons. NCBI's taxonomy places the organism in Eukaryota, Fungi, Ascomycota, Eurotiomycetes, Eurotiales, Aspergillaceae.